ACUCUUGGAAAUUUCUAUUUGAGUAAUUGAUAUGGGAAUUGUUUUGUUGGGCAUACGAAGACGACAGAAUAUUUCCCCUUAAACUCACUUUUAAUUCCAUCAAAUGAGAGUAAAGGACGCAGGAAACACAUCCACAUUCGAAGAAUAGAGAUUUUAUCAACUGUUCAAGUGGUGUUUUACCAAUAAUGUUUGCAAAAUUUCUCAAAAUCGCUCUAUUCAUAAAUUUGGUGCUAUGUAAACCACCCAAAAGACUUUCUGACACAAUUCCUGCAACUUGUCACGCUUGUCAUCCCAUAGCUCCAGAGAAAAUAAACAUUCAUUUGGUACCACAUUCACAUGAUGAUGUAGGGUGGGUUAAAACAACAGAACAAUACUAUUAUGGCUCCAAAAAAAAAGUCCAGUUUGCUGGAGUCCAAUACAUUAUUAGUUCAACAAUAGAAGCCCUAAAACGCAACCCUAAGCGCCGUUUUAUUCAAGUCGAGUCAGUUUUUUUUUCGAAAUGGUGGCAAAACCAGGACGAAACUCUCAGACAAGAAGUGAUCGAAAUGGUCAAGAGAGGCCAACUGGAAAUCGUCAACGGUGCCUGGACCAUGAACGACGAAGCUGAUACGAAUUAUCAGUCGAUCAUCGACCAGUUCACUUGGGGUUUUAGGUUUCUGGAUGAUAAUUUGGGUAAAUGUGCCAGACCUAAAGUGGGCUGGCAGAUCGAUUCGUUUGGACAUAGCAGAGAACAUGCCUCGAUUUUGACCCAAAUGGGCUUCCAAGGCUUGGUCAUUGGUCGACUGGACCACAGGGAUAAAGAGAAAAGGCAGCAGGAGAAGAAUUUGGACUUUGUGUGGCAAGCUAGCGCCAAUUUGAACAAUUCGGCGAUUUUCACAACAAUGUUUCCCGAAUUUUACGUCAGUAUUGAAUGCUUUUGCUUUGAUAUACUCUGUGAUGACGAAAUGAUUAACGACGAUGUGAAAAGUCCCGAAUUUAAUUUGAACGAAAAAGUCUAUAUGUUUUCGCAAGCAAUGGAUCAGUUUAAGGAAUACUACAAGACCAAUAAUAUUCUAUUACCGAUGGGUGGCGAUUUUACGUACCAAGCAGCCGAGAUCAAUUUUUCCAAUAUCGAUAAACUCAUCAAAGGGUUUCAGGGACAUAAGAAAUAUAACGUUUUCUACUCAACUCCUUCGUGUUACAUUGCAGCUGUUAAUGAAGAAGUUAACAGAAAAGGGAUUAAACUGCGAACGAAAACUGACGAUUUUUUUCCAUAUUCUUUGACAAGAGACGCUUUCUGGACUGGAUAUUACACAUCAAGACCCACUUUAAAACGAUUUGAAAGGGUCGGAAAUAACAUUCUUCAAGCAGUCAAGCAAUUAACCACGUUCUCCCGAAUCAAAGGAAAGGAUAAGUCAUAUUUUAUUGAUAAUCUACGUGGUGCUAUGGGCAUUAUGCAACAUCAUGAUGCUAUAACUGGUACUGAGAGAGAGGCAGUUGCUAAAGAUUACGUCAAAAUGCUCAAUAAAGCAAUAAGAGAGGCGGAAACACCCAUUGGAAUGAUCAUUGGUGAUCUUUUAAAGAAAAAUUUACAUGAGGUUGAUUUACAUUUAACGACUUGUUUGUUGGCCAAUGUUAGUAUCUGUGAGACUACCAAAAAGGCCAAGUUUGUGGUGACUGUCUACAACCCUUUGUCACGUUCUGUAAAUCACUAUGUUCGACUACCCGUUGAAGGUACAAGUUAUAAAAUUACGGGACCUGACGGUGAAGAAGAAUACGACAUUUUUGAAAGCAUCUCUUCUUUUGACUACAUCACCGAAGAAACGAAACCAAGCGCCAGAGAACUAGUUUUCGCAGCCAGAAACAUACCACCACUCGGCCUAAAAUUGUAUUAUGUUGAACUAGUGGAAGGUUUUGAUCAUUUACGCCCUUUCGAGCACGUCACAGAUGAAUAUUACGGAUCUGAGUGUGAUGGUUUUACAAUUGAUAACGCUUCCGGAAUGCUAUCUUCUAUAACAAUAAGAGAACUAACAUUGAACAUUACUCAAGAAUUUUUUUAUUAUUCCGGUUAUAGUAAAUUCCGCCCUUCUGGUGCGUACGUUUUCCGGCCACAAGACCCGCUACCAAAACAAUUCAAAUCACGAAAAGUCACAGUUAAAGCCGCCAAAGGUAAACUUGCGGAUGAAGUUUUACAAAUUUACAAUUCAGAAGUGAGUCAAAUAAUUCGCGUUUACAAAAACGGCGAAGGUUACGUUGAAUUUGACUGGUUGGUGGGAAAUUUACAAACACAUGGAUUAGGGAAAGAAGUGAUCACGCGUUUUGAGGUGCCAGGUUUGAAGAACAAAGGAGUUUUUUUCACUGAUUCAAACGGAAGGGAACAAAUCAAACGAGAGUUGAAUAAAAGAAGUGAUUAUGAGUACGAUCCAAGGAAUGAACCGGUGUCUAGUAAUUACUACCCAGUCACGUCAAAAAUCGUGAUUAAAGACGUGGAGAAUGAUUUGGAAGUUGCGGUUUUGAACGAUAGAGCCCAAGGUGGUACGAGUUUAAAAGACGGAGUUAUUGAAUUGAUGGUGCAUAGAAAACUUGUCCGGGAUGAUGGGUAUGGUGUUGAAGAAGUGCUAAGGGAGAGGGAGUACCAUCGUGGGUUGUAUGCAAGAGGGCAACACUACUUGGUUUUUGGUUUUGUUGGCAAUGAUGUUAAAACAGAAAAAUCCAUAUCUGCGUAUGAACGCGACUUAGCAAAUCAGAAAUUGUUGGCACCUUGGAUCCUAGUUGCUGAUGCUACGAAAGAAAAAAUAAAUUCGUUGGAAAAAACACGAAAAUUGAUUAAUUUUCAGUUUAACGGUCUUACAAAGUCACUUCCGGAAAAUGUUAAGAUUUUGACUUUGGAGCCUUGGCGGGACAAUACUUACAUUUUACGGUUGGAACACACUUUGGAAGAAGAUGAAGAUUGGGUUUUGUCGCAAAAAGUUAUCGUUGAUUUAGAAAACCUUUUCUCGACUUUUUCAAUUUGUGAAAUUGGCGAGACAACGUUGGGAGCGAAUCAGUGGUUAGGUGACUAUGCAGAAGAAGAGAAAUUGAUAUGGAAUGACAAAUUACCGACCCCUUGGACAAAAUUGAACCCGAAUGAUCCUCUCAAAAUCGAAUUAAAUCCAAUGCAAAUAAGAACGUUUUUAAUAAAAGUUGACACAAAAUAAUAUUUUUUCGUGUAAUAAAUUUAUUAUUCAAGAUA
Molecule: messenger RNA, 3211 nt
Organism: Tribolium castaneum (red flour beetle)
Lineage: Eukaryota; Metazoa; Arthropoda; Insecta; Coleoptera; Tenebrionidae
Product: lysosomal alpha-mannosidase
Exons: 12
Coding region: 186-3176 (996 amino acids)
Biological process (GO): mannose metabolic process
Cellular component (GO): lysosome
Molecular function (GO): carbohydrate binding; alpha-mannosidase activity
Source: RefSeq, a predicted model, not a curated record